AUGGAUACCCUUCAGGCUAAUGGAACAGGACUGCCAAGAGAAUCUCAAGAUUUGCCACCGGAAGACCAGAGACCUUACAAGACCCGCCGCAUUGAAGGGGCAGCAUCCGCAUCCGCACCGGGUCUUCCCUGGUCGUUAACCGAUGUAGAGCUUCUGCAUAUUCAGCAUAACGACUCGCAGCACCCGAGCUGGGGCUCUACGUCUACAUGGGCCGGACCUGAGGCCGAUGAUGUACGCGAUUGUACUCCUCCACAAUGGUUGCCGCCUGUAAGUGAAGCCCAACCACCACCACCCCGGACCCGGGGAACGGUUGCCUGCCAGAAAUGCCGGUCACGGAAAACAAAAUGCGACAACCUACGUCCGAGCUGCGGCUACUGCCUGAAAAUCGGUGAGCCAUGUGUUCUACAGGCCCUCGGUGAGCUUCGAGAAAUCGUCCUGAAGCCGCCGACCACGCGGUUGUCAGUUGAUAGCCCCGACGUACCCGCGGGGGGCGGAGACUUAGACAGCUCUCCCACCUCAAUCUCAACCGUUCAAGGCUCCUAUACCGCACCAAAGCCUCAGCUGGAUACUAUACGUAGCCAUCUCCGCCCCAAGCUAGCCGUCUCUCUCGGUAGGAUCCAAAAGGUUGAAAACAUUGUGCAAUGGCGCAUCUUCGAAUCCCAGAUCGUGGCAAGCGACAUAUAUCCUGAGGCCAACCCACCGGCUCCUCUGGAUCAUUCGAUGCCGAGCACUGACAUUAGGUUACUGAAUGACCUGGAACUGAGGUAUAUUCAUAGCGUGCACCUGUUGAACCCAAUACUGCAUCUUUCCACGCUUCACCACCUGAUUCUCAGCGUGGCAGAAAGUGGGUUUGACUGGUCGCUCGAGACCUGUCUCGCAGCCCUCGUAUGUGCAAUCGGUGCUAUUACCGAGCCUCUUGAUGCACCCGAAGCUUCUGAAGCUCUCGAAAGAAUCGAUUUGCACCCGUCCCAACGUUGGAGCGAUCCCGGCUUGGCCACUGGGUACUGGAAUAUUGCAUUCAAGCGCCUGGGCUUUGCCCUUGACCAGAACAAUAUCGAGGCUGUACAAUGCCUGUGUCUAGCAGGGAUAUGGCAUAUGCAUAACCUACAACCGCUUCAGGCUUGGAAGUACUUCAGCCAUGCGGCAAACGCGUGGUUCUGCACGGUCAUGAAAAACGAUCCAUUGCGUAAAUCUCGUGAUGGGAAUCGCUCCGGCCCGAUCGGCGUCGAAGAGGCUCUAUGCUUCACGAUUUGGAAGUCUACCUGCGAACUGCGCCCCGAAUUGGCGCUUCCUCCCUCAGUGUUAGAGGACUGCGAAAUCCUCCACCCAUUCCCAGCACUGCCAGACUUGGAAGAUACAAUAAAUGGCCGAGCUUCCAUCGACAGCGAACGAGGGUGGUACUACUAUCUAGCAGAGAUUGCUGCACGUCAUCUCAUCAAUGAUCUCCUCGAAUGUCAUGUUUACGACUUUGACAACCUUAAGAGGGCGGACGUUGCUCGAAUGAUACGCCACACAGAGAUAUUCGAGGCCCAGAUCUUCGAGUGGCGUUCAUCCUUGCCCGCUCAACUCCAAUUCGAUAUCCCCACAGACUUAGAUCUACCUGAACUAAACGACCUGAUGACUGUGGUAUUAAGGCAGCGUUACUUGUCUAGCCUUGAGUUGGCAUACCGGCCUUUGCUACGGAUAUGCACCGACUUUCCUUUGGAAGAUGACCAGGGAUACGAUGGGGCGUUUCGGAGCAGAGUGGCCAAACUGGCUUCUCAGAACUUGAGAUUCUCGUACUUGAAGAUUCUGCGCAUAAGCAACAGGCUUCACCAAGGCACCUGGUUCAACCUUCGCAGCUUGACUGGGGCGUGUCUGCGGUUCGCUGCGGCAGAGAAAGCUCAGAUGGACACAAAGCUAGCUGGCGCACAAGAGAUUCAGAUCCCGCCGAACUGGAGGGCUAGGGUGAUGAAUUCGGUCGAGAUUCUGCAGCCGUACUGGACUUCAAACCGUGGUGGGGGAGCAGGUCUGAUGGCCCUGAUCAACCAAGCCUUAAAGUUGUAG
Messenger RNA from Ilyonectria robusta, 2046 nucleotides. RefSeq lists its product as uncharacterized. NCBI's taxonomy places the organism in Eukaryota, Fungi, Ascomycota, Sordariomycetes, Hypocreales, Nectriaceae. Gene Ontology annotation, biological process: regulation of DNA-templated transcription. Bases 1 to 2046 code for a protein of 681 amino acids. The transcript has 5 exons. Gene Ontology annotation, molecular function: zinc ion binding; DNA-binding transcription factor activity, RNA polymerase II-specific. The record is from RefSeq and is a predicted model, not a curated record.